This is a messenger RNA of Lasiodiplodia theobromae, 1167 nucleotides long. RefSeq lists its product as uncharacterized. The transcript has 3 exons. Lineage: Eukaryota; Fungi; Ascomycota; Dothideomycetes; Botryosphaeriales; Botryosphaeriaceae. The record is from RefSeq and is a predicted model, not a curated record. The coding region runs from base 1 to 1167 and encodes 388 amino acids.
AUGCAGCACACGACUAUGCGGUAUGACGAGGCUGAUGAGCAAAACGCCGAUUUCGGUACAGGAAGAGAUGCCGGAGCCAGGAAAUACAGACGCACCGGGCGAGAAGGCCAUCCUUACCCAUCCAGGACAGAUACAAAGACGCUGUUAGACCAACUCAGGCAGAAGGAUGAGAAGAUCAAGGGCCUCGAGCGCCAACAUGAGGAAGACCAGGAUUCAUACCGGCAACUUCAGGAGAGUGUGCUGCAAACCCUUGAGCCGGCGGUGUGGGCACCUCCAGACGACAGUGACACCAGGGAGUGGCUCAUGAGAUUUGCAAGAGAUGCAAAGAAAUGGUCAAGAACGGAAGGUUUGACAAUUUCAAGCGUCGAUCAGAUCGGCGAAUCUCAGGCCGGAGAGAUAGUGCGGCGCGGAAUCCUUGAGAAUGUCUUGAGUGUGCAACUUUCUGACGAGCGCAUCGGCAAGGUCAAGGUUCACAUCCUACUUGAAGCUCUAUUGCAACAAUUCGUCUCUUCCAAACUCCUGGAUGACUGGUCUUUCUUUCUUUAUCGCCGCCUUAGAUUUCCAGGCACACUCGAAAGCGAGUUACCGGUAGGGAUCGCCUCGGAGAUCUUGUAUCCUGUCAAUGCGCUAUUCAAGGAAUUGGAGAAAUGUGACCCUAAAGGAGCGCAUUCCGUACGCUCACAGAUUCUCAGGAUAAUGUAUCCACCAAAACCAACGGACAGCGGGACGAAUCAGGAGUUCAUGAGGAAUCUCAUCGAUGAUGCCAUCAAAGCCCACUGUUCCGAUCUGAGCAGAACCUUCCUACAACAUGUCUCUCCACUUCUCAAUCACCCUUACCCACCAGCUGUCGAAACGCAGCUCCAGACCAUACUUGAGUCUAUCGGCAAAUUUGCGUACCAGCUAUGGACACAGAAGACGUUAUUCAUGACUCGAGGGCUUCGUGGUGAUGAACCCCUCCCGUCAAAAUUUUACUCUAAUUCAGAGGAGAUGGAUCACCAUGAUGUGCACUUGAACAUCUCUCAGGAUGAUCCCACAGCACUCGACGGUUGGCAGGUUGCGUUGGUCGUGCAGCCUGCCGUAAUCCGCAAAGGAGAUCGGGAAGGGUUCGAUCCAAACAUCGUGACCAUUCUCAAGAAGGCAGUUGUGUUCCUUGUCCCCAGUUCGUAG